AUGGAAGCCCCAGAAUCCCCUAGUGGUCCAGCUAUGGGUCCGAAGCCGAGACGUUCAAGUCAAGGAUCGCUCGAUAGUACGCAUUCAAGAGCAUCCUUUUCAAAGGCUUUUAUCCAGGAUAGGCUGUUUACCAAGCUUCUCCAGCAAGUCAUCCCCUCAGACAACGACGAGGAUGAGAGAACUACGGGGAACAAGGCCUUUGAGACAACCACUAAGAAACCACCUUUCAGUCUUCCAACAAUGGCAAAUAACUUCCGCCGCUUCAAUGCAAGAAUCGGCGUGGUCUUUUUGUUCCAGCAAGAUGUGGAACUCUUACUAGCCUGGAAUAAGCCAACUCAUACUCUCUCAUUUCUCUUUAUCUACUCGUUCAUUUGCUUGGAUCCACAACUCUUAUUGAUCUUGCCACUAGUGGUUAUACUACUCAAGAUCAUGGUUCCUGCUUUUGUGACUCGUCAUCCACCUCCACCAGUCACUUCUACAUCUAGUACAACUCCUUAUUACUCUUAUGGAGGACCGGCGCUGGCGCCGGCCCAAACAAUUAAACCAGCUUCUGAGACUUCUAAGGAUUUCCUUCGAAACAUGAGGGAUCUUCAGAACGUUAUGGCAGACUUCUCAGAUGUUCAUGAUGCGACAAUUUCGGCGGUGGCCCCGUUGACAAACUUUUCUGAUGAGAAACUAUCAUCGACUCUCUUCCUAGGAUGUACAGUUGCUACAGCGGUUCUAUUUUUGACAGCACAUCUUCUCCCUCUCAGACUAAUCAUGCUCGUUGGUGGAAAUGCAGCCCUGCUAUUAAAUAACCCUAAAAUUCGACUCUUCUUUCAGGACUUCAUGGAGGAUGUUGGUGGAAUGGACCAGUCUGCAAUUGAUGACAGUGACGAAAACAAAGAAUUCUUCGGGAAAAAUGUUCCUGCUAAUCCAUCUGCAGUAAUGUCUGCCAUGGAGCAGCUGGCGGAGAUCAUAGUGGAUAGCGAUCCGGAAGAGCGAGAAGUUGAGAUUUUCGAGAUCCAGCACCGGGCUCCGGGGUCUUCGGAGUCUGGGUGGGAGAUUUUCUUGUUUAGUCCUCAGCCAUACUACCCGCUGUCCCCGUCUCGCAUUGCUGGGGAUCGGCCUCGUGGGUGUCGAUUCUUUGACGACGUGCAACCCCCAUCUGGUUGGCAGUGGAAAAGCAAAAAGUGGGAGCUUGACCUCGAUUGUCGGGAGUGGGUGAUGGAGCGUAUGAUUACUGGCGUUGGAUUUGAGGUCCCAGGCGAGACCUCAGAUGGCAAUUCCACUGUCGAUGAGAUUGGAGGUUGGGUAUGGGAUCUUCCAUCUGAUCCAUCACCAGAGGAUGAACAGAUACCUAUCAUGGCUUACGGUGAUCUAGCAAUUGAUGAAAAGCCUUCGUCUUCCGCUCAACAUACAACUUCCAAGGACGAUUCCUCCGGUCGCGAUUGGGAAGAGGCCCCUGCAUCAUUCGGGGUAGGAGAAUGGCGGCGUCGACGGUGGGCGCGAGUUGUACAACGCAUGAACCUCCCUCCAUCUGGCAUCGUUACAUACUCGACCCUCCAGAAUAACUGA
Messenger RNA from Penicillium taxi, 1557 nucleotides. Its product is annotated as PEX28-32 family peroxisomal membrane protein. The coding region runs from base 1 to 1557 and encodes 518 amino acids. The record is from RefSeq and is a predicted model, not a curated record. The transcript has 3 exons. Gene Ontology annotation, cellular component: peroxisomal membrane. NCBI's taxonomy places the organism in Eukaryota, Fungi, Ascomycota, Eurotiomycetes, Eurotiales, Aspergillaceae. Gene Ontology annotation, biological process: peroxisome organization.